AUGAAUGAAGAAAUAAAAAGAAAAAGAAAUCAACAACACAGAGAAGAAACUAAUGAAAGGAUGAAUAGAACGAUAUUAUUUAUGGUAUCAUUGUGGAGAAUGAAUGGAUACAAAUGUUCAAUAAGAAAAUCCAAAAGAAUAAGUAAAAAGGAAUACCGAUAUCCAAAAGUUUAUUUAGAAAAAGUGAUAUAUGAAAAAAGAAAUAUUGAAGAAGAAGCGAAAAAGUAUAUAACAAAAGGAAUUAAAGGAAGAUUUUAUGAAAUAACGAUACAAAAUGGGAAAAUGGAAAUAAUGAAAGAAAUAUUAGAAAAAAAAGGAUAUCAAUUUCAAUUAAUAAAAAGUAAAAAAACAGCAAAUAAAAAAUAUAUGUUUAGAAAUAUUGAAGAAUGUAUAAAAGAAGGAGAAAAAAUAGAUAUUGAAAAAUGUAUUGAAAUGCUGAUAGAUGAAAUGAAUAAAAUCAAUGAAAUAAAUAAAAAAGAAGUUGAGUUAGGAGAAGGAUUUAUGGAAAUAGAAGAAAACUAA
Messenger RNA from Entamoeba dispar SAW760, 522 nucleotides. RefSeq lists its product as uncharacterized. Lineage: Eukaryota; Evosea; Mastigamoebida; Endamoebidae. The record is from RefSeq and is a predicted model, not a curated record. Bases 1 to 522 code for a protein of 173 amino acids. The transcript has a single exon.